This is a messenger RNA of Ogataea angusta, 1512 nucleotides long. RefSeq lists its product as uncharacterized. Gene Ontology annotation, biological process: regulation of cyclin-dependent protein serine/threonine kinase activity. Gene Ontology annotation, cellular component: cyclin-dependent protein kinase holoenzyme complex; nucleus. The record is from RefSeq and is a predicted model, not a curated record. Gene Ontology annotation, molecular function: cyclin-dependent protein serine/threonine kinase regulator activity; protein kinase binding. The transcript has a single exon. The coding region runs from base 1 to 1512 and encodes 503 amino acids. Lineage: Eukaryota; Fungi; Ascomycota; Pichiomycetes; Pichiales; Pichiaceae.
AUGUUGAAUAAUUACAACAAUCCCACGCCGCAGCCCAUCGAGCAAUACCAGGACCAGGCGCAGCACCAAUACCACCAGGAUGUCCAGUCGUCCUCGUAUACAAGCAUCACAUCGCCGUCCAACUUCGUCAGCUAUCACAGUCCGUCAGCGAACCCGCCCCCAGCGUUUGUUCACCGCAACUCGUUUUCCAGCAGGUCCAACUCGACAGACGGGUCGUCCUUGAAUAUCCGUCAGGGAUCUGUAGGCUCGAUUUCCGGACUGCCUCAAUCUUCGUUCCUGGCGUCCUCUUCCUCUCACAUUGCCCCGGCAGGACGCAGAUCGCUGCUCACUACCAAACUACAGCAACAGCAAGACCAAUCCUCUCCUUCUGCGCAACAGCUCACUCAUUUCGGACAGCACGCGUCAAACCUCCCUUCUCACGUGAGCUCCUCCUACCACGACAAGUUCACGCCUACCUCAUUACAGAUGAGCCAGCUAGGGUCUAUGCCGCAGCACAUGUCCACCCAAUUUGGGUCGUUUGGGAACUCGGGCUUCCCUCCUCAUCCAGCCCCGGCCACUGCAACUACCACCAUCUCUAAAGACAUUGCGUUUUCCACUAAUUCUUCCUCUAGCACCUUAUAUCAAGACGCACAACAGUCUAUCAACACACCCACCAACGAUCCCCACAGGCCGCACUUCAUCUCUGCAUCGGCCCCCACUCAAACAUACUUCCCAUCGUCCUCCUUCCCUAGAAGCUCAAUUGAUCACCAUCACCAACAGUUCCAGCAGAACCUGCCUCACUCUCAGUUUUCCUCAACUUCACUUUCGAGGCAUCCGGAUCACGUGCCACUGAACCCAAUGUCCCAUGUCAGAAACGACGACCAUCUGGACAUUCCUAAUCACCCGGUGAACGACCUCCUGCUAAUGCUGUCUGCGCUGUUACAGAAAAUUGUGGAAGCCAACGACUCGCUCCAUCCCGAUCACUACAACAGCCAGGAUAACCAGAUACAGACCGGGGGUGAGCAGAACAAGUACACCACGAACGUGCUGGCGUUCCACGGCCGCAACAUUCCUGCCAUCUCGCUUCACGCCUAUCUCACGAGAAUAUCUAAAUACUGUCCCGUGACAAACGAGGUUUUUCUGAGCUUACUGGUAUACUUUGAUCGGAUCGCCAAGCGCGCAAACAACGGCGACUUUAAUUCAACUUUCACUUCUUCUCCAAAGGCGGGCUUUGAGGAUCCAAAUGCUAAACAGCAGCUGUUUGUCAUGGACAGCUACAACAUCCACAGACUCAUCAUUUCUGGGAUCACAGUGGCAUCCAAGUUCUUUAGCGAUGUCUUCUACAAAAACUCUAGAUACGCAAAAGUCGGCGGCCUGCCCCUCGAGGAACUAAACCAUUUGGAGCUGCAGUUCUUGCUACUGCUGGAUUUCAAGCUCAUGAUCCAGGUAGAAGAAAUGCAUCGGUACGGUGACCUGCUGAUGAAGUUCUGGAAGCGCGAACAGCUGAAGUUGUCACAACUACGCGAGCAAUGA